AUGGUGGCCGACGCUCUAAGUCGAAGAGUGAUGUUUAAUUUGAGGGCGAUGUUUGCUCGCCUUAGUCUGUUUGAUGAUGGGAGUUUGUUAGCCGAGUUGCAGGUGAAGAGUGGUAGUACUUCUAAUUUUGGGUUGAAUAAUGAUGAUAUUCUGUGUUUUCAAGGCCGGAUUUGUGUGCCAAACGAUUCUGAUCUAAGACAGUCUAUUUUGAGGGAGGUUAAGGCUGAGCAUCAGCUACCUUCGGGUUUUCUACAACCAGUUAAGAUUCCUUUGUGGAAAUGGAAGCGAGUAACAAUGGAUUUCAUUAAUGGGCAGCAGAAGUCUUAUGCGGAUCUGAAGAGACAUGAGAUUGAGUAUGCUGUGGGGGACUUAGUGUUUCUGAAGGCUAGAUUUGACUUUGAGGAGGAGCCAGUUCAGAUUCUGGAUCGUGAUGUUAAGGUUUUGGGGAAGAAGUCCAUUCCGUUAGUGAAGGUUAUGUGCAGCAUCAUAGCACUGAGGAGGCCAUGUGGGAACCUGAGUUCUCGAUGCGUCAACAGUAUCCUCAUUUAUCUUGAUCAGGUUCUCCUUCUUGAAUCGCUGUCGUUUUCCUUGGUUGAAUUGUUUCUAUUGCAAGGGUUCUUGAAUCGACUUGGUAAAGGUGGUCAAACAUAG
Gossypium arboreum is the source of this 651-nucleotide messenger RNA. RefSeq lists its product as uncharacterized. The transcript has 7 exons. The coding region runs from base 1 to 651 and encodes 216 amino acids. NCBI's taxonomy places the organism in Eukaryota, Viridiplantae, Streptophyta, Magnoliopsida, Malvales, Malvaceae. The record is from RefSeq and is a predicted model, not a curated record.